Messenger RNA from Penicillium antarcticum, 1011 nucleotides. RefSeq lists its product as uncharacterized. Gene Ontology annotation, cellular component: membrane. Lineage: Eukaryota; Fungi; Ascomycota; Eurotiomycetes; Eurotiales; Aspergillaceae. The coding region runs from base 1 to 1011 and encodes 336 amino acids. The record is from RefSeq and is a predicted model, not a curated record. The transcript has 4 exons. Gene Ontology annotation, biological process: arachidonate metabolic process.
AUGGACCGAGCAGCUCUUAACAAGAAACCAUGCGAGGUUUUCGAUAUUAUCGGUGGAACUAGCACCGGUGGAUUGAUUGCUAUUAUGCUAGGCCGACUGAAGAUGACUGUCCAGGAAUGCCUCGACGCAUAUGAUUCAGUGAUGAAAGAUGUCUUUGGUUCCGGCUGGUUACGUACCCACAUUGGAAAACCAUUGGACUAUCUUACAAAGGGCGAAUUUUACUCCGCUGAACAGCUGGAAAAGGUAAUCAAAGAUCUGCUUCGCAAGAGAUUACCAACAGGCCAGAAUGCAGAGGAUGCUGCACUGCUUGAUGAUGCAAGUCCUUGCAAAAUACUUUUGAUGGCAACACGCGAAGAGUCUGCCAGCAACCGCGGACCUGUCUUCCUCCGCUCUUAUGCGAAUGAACAAACUGCUCCGGACCCCGACCUAUCCAAAAUCAAGUUGUGGGAGGCUGCUCGCGCCACGUCCGCGGCUCCCGGAUAUUUCCAACCAACUCAAGUUGGCAGAGUGAAACUCGUAGACGGUGGUCUACUAGCUAACAAUCCACUAGGAUGGCUUUGGACUGAAAUUCUCAGUGUUUACGGCCCAACUCGUGAGACCGACUGCUUCCUCAGUAUUGGCACCGGAAUGGGUGCCAACGCAGCCGUCGCUCAACCAGGCCUCGAUUUCAAGAAAGCAAUGCUGAGCUUUGCGAAUAUUGCAACCAAUACGGAAAGCACCAAUCUCCUUUUCCGAGCACUUGUUGAUGCAUUUGCACCUCACGCCCAGACGAAGAAGUAUUAUCGGCUGAACGUCAGCAAGGAACUUGCUGAGCCAAAAGACACCGAAAGGAUUCUGGGCUGGCUAGUGGGAGAUAAAAAUUUGAAGGGUGUACUAAACAACUUUGAAGAUCCAGGGUCCCUUGAUGACGUGGAUGCCAUUCUAAAAUUGAAGGAAUGGACGACAGAAUGGAUCAAAGCGCAACAAGAGAUUAUCAAAUCUUGCAGCGAGGCACUUGCGAGGAAUCUUUGA